GGGGACGGCCGCGGCUGCCGGGGCCUCGCUCUGCCCUGAGCUCCAGCAGCAGCGCUAUGCGGACGCCUGGGCCACCUGCCAGUCGCCUCUGCCCAGACCUGCAGGCUCGGUGGACGCACUGCUGGGCUCAGGCUGCAGGCGUGGGGGUCCUCGAGGCCUGGGAAGCAGGGGUGGGGAACAGGAGUGAAGUCCCCACCUGCUCUGCUCCCCCCACAGAGAUCCGAGAGGCCUUCAAAGUCUUUGACCGCGACGGCAAUGGCUUCAUCUCCAAGCAGGAGCUGGGCACGGCCAUGCGCUCGCUGGGCUACAUGCCCAAUGAGGUCGAGCUGGAAGUCAUCAUCCAGCGGCUGGACAUGGAUGGUGACGGCCAAGUGGACUUUGAGGAGUUUGUGACCCUCCUGGGACCCAAGCUCUCCACCAUGGGGAUCCCGGAGAGGUUCCAUGGCACUGACUUCGACACCGUCUUCUGGAAGUGCGACAUGCAGAAGCUGACUGUGGACGAGCUGAAGCGGCUGCUCUACGACACUUUCUGUGAGCACCUGUCCAUGAAGGACAUCGAGAACAUCAUCAUGACGGAGGAGGAGAGCCACCUGGGCACGGCCGAGUGCCCCGUGGAUGUGGAGACCUGCUCCAACCAGCAGAUACGCCAGACGUGUGUGCGCAAGAGUCUGAUCUGCGCCUUCGCCAUCGCCUUCAUCAUCAGCGUCAUGCUCAUCGCGGCCAACCAGGUGCUGCGCAGCGGCAUGAAGUAGGCGCCGCCUGGACGCCUCCGCUGGCCCUCCACACCCCCCACCGCCUGC
Messenger RNA from Myotis davidii, 800 nucleotides. It is a transcript of the gene CABP7, whose product is annotated as calcium binding protein 7. The transcript has 4 exons. Bases 57 to 752 code for a protein of 231 amino acids. Gene Ontology annotation, molecular function: calcium ion binding. The record is from RefSeq and is a predicted model, not a curated record. Lineage: Eukaryota; Metazoa; Chordata; Mammalia; Chiroptera; Vespertilionidae.